CCUCCCCCGGCCCCUCCUCCCGGAGGUGUCGGCGGACCGGGACUCCCACCGUUCUCCACCGCUGCCUUCCCGCCCUCGGACGCGCAGCGGAGACCAGCCCGGUGGGCGGAGGCGGGGGGGUCGGCCCGAAGGUGCCCCCAAAAACGCAUCCCCGCCCCGGGAGCAGAGGAGGCGUCUCGGCGGCGGCUAUCCCGGCUACCAGCCCUUCUGGGAAGCUGGCCGCGAAAUCCGGUUGCCGGCCGAGGAGGGUCCGGUACGUCCGUGGUAAGGGGCGCCCAGAGAGCGGCGAGGGACCAUGCAGCCCGCUAGCCGCCGGUGGCCCGUUUGCUGGCUAGUGAUCGCCUGCGCAGUGGCCAGACCAUGCCUGAGUCAAGAGUGCUCCGCCGAGAGAAUGGCCGAUACCAUCGUCGAUAUAAACUUAUCUCUGCCCAAAGGCAUCCGGGGCGCGGAGCCGCUGUACGCCCCGAACCCCGAAGCUUGUGUCCGCGCCUGCUGCUCGGGGGACAAGCUGUCAGGAGACAAGAAGUGUAAUUUGAUGAUUUUUGACAUUCAAAGGACAAGCACACAUCCGAACUGCUACCUGUUUUACUGCCCUAGCACAGAAGCUUGUCCAAUGAAACCCGCAAUGGGAUAUGCGAGCUACAAGAUAACUAGAGACACCCAUGCCCCAGAGGAUACAUCCUUCAAAAGUGAGGACUUUUCUUCAAAUGGCUAUUCCAUGUCUUCGGAUGCUGGAGCCUUUCUUUCUCCCAGUCAGACUAGCCGUCAGAAUCGUACCGCUGCUUUGCAACAAUCUGUCUUUCAUCAGGCAUCUGAACUCCUUAACCACGUGGUCGAGCAUUUAGACAACAUUGAAUUGCAUACAGUUUUUCGUGAAUCUCAGAAGGCAAAACAUCCUGAGAGCUUAGACCCCAUCCCAAGCCAGAAAGUAAUCAACCUGCCGCCAAAUACGACUUCUGCUGUUCGAAUUAGAAACCCCUCUGCUUCCUUCCCCACCACUCAGUCUAGCGCUCCUGAACCCAGCAGUACUACUCUGACUCCUCUGCCUACAAGUACCACCCGACCAGAAUCUCAAACAACCUCUCUGCAUCCUGCUGGUGCUAAACCUACUACCGUCACCACCACUACCACCACCACCACAGCUACCUUUCUGCCUGCUGCGACCACUAGCGCUAAACCUGGUGUUCCUGCCACCAGCAUCGCUGGUGCUCGUGUUCCUCUUUCCAGUCCUGCAACUUCUGCUUCUGUUUCUGCAACCGAGCGGGUAACCACAAAUUCCAGAUCUGCUUCCACCCCGUCAGGGCUAAGAACUCCAGCCACCCAUCCUGGGCCAACAGUUGUCUCUUCCAACGAUACCCGCCAUGUCACCCUCCUCUCUUUUUCGGGUUUCACUCUGCCUGCUAGUGAUUCCCCGACGUCUUUCCAAAACAACCCUCAGGGUUAUGACCCAUCUGAUUCAGAAAGCUACCUGCCAGAGAGUUUUCUGGGAGGGAAAGGUGUCGUUCAGCUGGGAGAAAAAAGCAGCCUUGUAGCGGCUUUGCUUUUUGGGGUGAUAUUCUUGUUGCUAGUUAUCACACUGACAGGCAAGAAAAUACACGAAUCUCUUCAGAAGAGGCAUUAUACCAGGCUGGAUUAUUUGAUCAAUGGAAUGUAUGCUGAUGUAUGAUGGGGACAGGGAAUAAGAUUGUGUGGAGCAUCUCCCGCCUUUGAGAGGACAACUCUGAAACGGAACAGUAGAUAUUGAAAUCUCAGAAGAGGAUGGAUUCCUUUUUUUUUUGCCACUAAUGGGAAAGCAGCAGAUGGCUUUGGUGGGGAAGAGAACUGCUGAGUACUGCUUUUUCUACUCUGAACUGUAAUAUCUGUCAUUUUUGAUUUAUUACUAAAUCUGGAAAAUAAACACUAAAAUCCAAGUUAAGCUAAGAAGAUCUUGUAUUUAAGGAGAAAAAGCACUUGAAAAGCUUAAUCUGUACUGUGACAAGAUUAGUGGAAUAGAAGUACACCUAAUAAAUUGACUACCUACGCAGCGCGUGAGUGUUUUCAAUGCUAUUUGCCCCCAAAUGCCAUAGUGUUACACGAUUGUCUGGCAAUCCUGUUUACUCUACCUGUAGCCUUAAAGGAGUACUUGGUAGUACAGUUUUGCGUUGACAUGGUUUUAUGUACAAACAGUAAAAAUUGUAGUACAUGUAAGAUAGUUGGCUUAACUUUCCUAAGCUACGUGUAUUUUACGGAUAUGUACCUUUAAUGCUCUUUUCUUCUGCUUAUUUUCUUCAUCACAAGCUAUCCUUAAAACCACAGGCUGCAAAUCUGAGUUUGCCUUUUCCAAAGAGCUCGCCACCUUGUAGCACGUUGUUUUUUUGCCAGACGUAUCAGAGAGAAAGAGUUUUUAUCAUAUCAAAGUAAAGCAAGCUGCAAUCAAGCUCUUUCAUGACAAACGGCAUGAUCGAGUGACUUGGCACACGCACAAGAGAGAAUCUGUUCCAAUACACCUAAAUCCCUAACAGUUGAGACUCAACACCUGAUCGCAGAGCAGGCAGAAACUUGCGAGGGGGCUUUAGCGAAGACAACAGCUGUAUUAUUGGCAGAAGACACACAGAAAGGUGCGGUCUCCAUUUGCUGAGCAUCUAAAGGGAGGUAAAACAGUUUUCAAGGAAAAUGGUGGCGAUGUUGUUGGAGGGUGCCAACUUCAGGGAAGUUUCCUACGGUCAGCAGGAGCAAUUGAACAAGUCUGCAUUAUCUUCAUGCUUCUGGUGUUCUCCUACUUUCCUCACCAGGCUGGUGGCUCUCGAAAGAGCUCCUUGCAAUGGUGUCGGACUUGUUGUCCCUCCUGAACACACAGAGCUCUUCCUGGCUCUCAGAGCACACUCUCUUCACUUCUAGGGUCACCUUCAUGUGACUGGUAAUAAGCAGAGCUGCUGCAUGUUUUUCCCCGACUCUGCCGUAAGAGAUGAGUGAGAGUAUGUGUGAGCAUCUGCUGCUCGCUACGCAACUUCCAGUUCGUAUUAUUCACAUUUCCCUUCACAUACACCCAGGUCUAAACCUGGUUUUGGAAUGAAAGACUAGAUUUCACAGUAUUGGUGUGGCAGGCAGCAUAAUCAACAACAAGCAUCAAGACACAGAAGGAAGGGUGCCUUGUGAAUACAAGUAAAUAAAUCUAUUACAAAAUAUGAAACGUGACUCACGUCCAAGAGGUUCUUAGAUCUGUCAAGCUUACUGUGGUGUGAAGCAGGCAAAAAUGGCCCCAAGGCAAGUUUUCUGAGAACUCUAACAAUAACUUUAUGCAGAAAAUUCUCUGAAAAUUCCAUUAUUCAAAGAUCAAAGAAAAGCCAGUGUUCCUUAUGUCAAGAAGUUGAAUUCUUACUAUGUGGGGGCCGCAAAUUGGUUUACAGAUACAAAACCAGCUGGUCUUCUGUGCUACUUAAGUCUGACAAUGCUUAAAUAAAAACCAUACUGUAUAACCUCUUAAAAGUGAACAAAAUUGCAACAGAAAAGUAUUUCGAGUUCAUCAGUUUGUCUAUUGACUGCGCUUUGUUUAACCUCAGUUUCUUUCCUUUUUUUUUUUUUUUUAAAUGGCUAUUUUCAAAGCUUUCUGGUCAAGGAACGUGAUGGGGGUGAACAAUAUUUCUGGGAAAUGAAUUAAUAAGAUGAUAAGUCCAGUUGUGGGCUGUAAAAAUGCAGGUGCAGAUCUGAGGUUGACCAUAAUUUUCUCUCAGAAGAACUACAACUUUGUGAGAAGCCUUCUGUGUUGCUGAUGCCAUCACGGCAGCUUAUUGCAUAAGAGGUGCUGAGAACAACCCCUGAACCCUCACUGUGUCUUUCUGCUGUAAUAACUAAUUUGUUGGAGGGAGAGAUGGUUGGUAUUAAUUGAUACAGGACAGUACAGUAGAGAUACGUUCAAGAGAAGGCAGGCAGACAUAUCUCAGGGUCGUUCAGAGCACUAGGCAGGUAUUUGGCUAACAUCACUAGAAACAUCGCCCUCCAACCCAAACGUCACUGCAUAUCAUGCACGGUGAAUGGCAGAAGUAAAGCAGCGAGGUGCAUAGGUACCAUGACAAAUUUGAUGUGGAUGCUGAGAUGAGCGGCCUUUCACAAUUUUUGAGGAAACCAAACAUCUUCAAAUGCUCUUACAUUAAAAAUCCUUUUUAAUGCUUGAGCAAAGAAAAGUAGGUAUUAGGCAGGUGCACUGAAACACUUACCGUUUUUUUUUCUGCCAUCCAUUUGUCUUGUUGGAUUAAGAACAAACGGGGAAUUGUUAGGUGACAAGUUUGUAUCUUUCUGGAGGGGUAUUUACAAGCUGUGUUUGAACACUAGAGGGCAACAACAGUUUAUUAAAUAGAAUUGACAAGUUUUGAGGAUGCCAAUUAAAAAAUGUUUUAAUUGGCUUGGAUUUUAACUUUCCAAUCAAUGGUUAUUUCAUUGCAAAAAAUUUUUAUAGGAAAGCUGCUUUGUUUAUUGGAAGGUUCUAGGUGGAGGAUUAUAUACGCACACUUUUAAAACUUCUUACUACAUCAUAUAGUGGUAGUGAACAGCUGUAGAAGGCAAUAAAACUAAGCAUAUUAUCUUUUCUAUUUUAAUACUAUUAAAUCAAAUGGCAUUAUUAGUCACGUAUUGGCAUUGACAGUUAACAGAGUGGGAGACAGAUUUCCCAUCAUCAUUCUUGCAACUAUGAUGCUUAAUAAUAUGCAUUUUUGGAGCUUAUUUAUUUGUCUGCUUAAUGCUCUUGUAUUAUGAAACAGAAAGGAGUGAGACAGAGUAACUGUAAAAAAUCCAUCCAGUUUGUUAUGCUGUUCAACACUGCUUAUGGAAAACCUAUGUGUGUUCUUCUAUUUUUCCAUUGACAUCUCCUAUGAUCUUAACCGUACACCAUACUCAUGUCACCGGAUCAUCAGCCAUCACAAUAUGAUGACAACCUGUGCAUUUGGGGUGGCUCUUUCUAAAGGUAACCAGUUACGUUAUGGCUCGAGGCCAAAAGCUGAUUGAUUUUAAUCACCUGGAGAGUGUAAUAAAUGCUGUAGUUGCUUGCUUUCAUGUUGUUGCUUUAUGGCGCUGAGCAAACAUAAGGUGUGUAAACAUAGACUAUCAUGAACAAAACUGUUUUGUGGUAUUGUACAGUAGGGCAAAUAGAAAGCAAGGGCAAAGAAGGGCAAGAAAGGGCAAAUUUUAUAAGCACACCAAACAAUCGUAAGGGAAUAAAUUGCAUAUCUAUUUGAGAUGGAUGAGAAAAGUGUGUAGUACCUGCCUCAGAGGGCUGCAAACUCAGUAUGGCAUGUUGUCUUCAAAUAGCGCUUCAGCGUAUUGUAAUUCCUGUAAGAGUAGGAAAUGCUUAUACUCGGCAUUCUUUCAAGUGAAUUACUAACCAACUAACAAAAACAAAGAACCAAAAAAGAAUUACAUAAGAAGACAGUUUGAAAACGGGAACAUAUUUCCCUUCCUUCUACAAAACCAUCUUAGUGGCUUGGAAUCUGGUGACACCGUUAGAUAUUGCUUUCAUCCCACCACCCCACACUCCAUGCUGAUACAAACAUAGAGUUUAAAGUGCCAUUAUUGCACCUAAGAGUUUCCACCCAGUACCCCUUCAUACAGAGAAGCUGCACUUUGUGCUCUGUCACACUCCUGAAAUUGGGCUGGACUGCCGGACCCUUCCUACGUAUUGCUUAUUCUCUCACAUAUAGGUAAUAUACGUCUCUACCUCCCUGUUCAUGUGCAAUUAUGGGAUAGCUGCAUCCCCUCAUCAUUCAAAAGCCUUGCACGUCCCUUCAGGAGUGUACAUGGUAUUCCCAGAUGCUAUACCAGCCUCUUGAUGGGUACGUCCCCUGAAGGAUUGGGAUAUACUGAAAAUUUUUCUUCAUCUUUGGUAAGCCUACGCUUGCUCUUAAUCUCACGGUCUAAAUUUGCUUUUUUCUCCUAGGUCUCUGCAUUUCUUGAAGAUACCAAAGUGCAAAGCCCAAAACUGCUGCUCUUUGUCCCCUUUGUGCUUGGUAGAUAUUAUAAACAAUGAAUA
Molecule: messenger RNA, 5998 nt
Organism: Chroicocephalus ridibundus (black-headed gull)
Lineage: Eukaryota; Metazoa; Chordata; Aves; Charadriiformes; Laridae
Gene: MANSC1
Product: MANSC domain containing 1
Exons: 3
Coding region: 296-1666 (456 amino acids)
Source: RefSeq, a predicted model, not a curated record